Oreochromis aureus is the source of this 920-nucleotide messenger RNA. It is a transcript of the gene prdx6, whose product is annotated as peroxiredoxin 6. Bases 96 to 761 code for a protein of 221 amino acids. Gene Ontology annotation, biological process: cellular oxidant detoxification; cell redox homeostasis. Gene Ontology annotation, molecular function: peroxiredoxin activity. The transcript has 5 exons. Lineage: Eukaryota; Metazoa; Chordata; Actinopteri; Cichliformes; Cichlidae. The record is from RefSeq and is a predicted model, not a curated record. Gene Ontology annotation, cellular component: cytosol; mitochondrion.
CCGGAUCCAUUGAGAUAUUGCUGAUCAUUGCGCAGCAGGGUCAGCAUUUUGCUCCAGUCCGUUAUCUCUGGUUGAGUUGAACAGGAGAGCCGAGCAUGCCUGGACUUCUGCUGGGAGACGAAAUCCCAAAUUUCGAGGCCGACACCACCGUCGGCAGGAUCAAGUUCCACGACUUCCUGGGCAACUCAUGGGGUAUCCUGUUCUCCCACCCGAGGGACUUCACUCCUGUAUGCACCACUGAGCUCGCCUGUGCUGCCAACAUCAGCAAUGAGUUCAAGAAACGAGGCGUUAAGAUGAUUGCCUUGUCCAUUGACAGUGUUGCUGAUCACAACAGCUGGAGCAAGGAUGUGAUGGCUGUUGGCAAACAAGGUGAUACUGCGCUGCCUUUCCCCAUCAUCGCCGAUGACAAGAGGGAGCUGUCAGUCCAGUUGGGUAUGCUGGACCCAGAUGAGAAAGACAAAGAUGGCAUGCCCCUCACUGCUCGCUGUGUGUUUGUGAUCGGCCCUGACAAGAAGCUGAAGCUGUCCAUCCUAUACCCUGCAACCACAGGAAGAAACUUUGAUGAGCUGCUCAGAGUUAUUGACUCUCUGCAGCUGACUGCACAGAAGAAGGUUGCCACACCGGUUGACUGGAAGCCCGGUGACAAAGUCAUGGUCAUUCCCUCGCUCUCAGAUGCUGAAGCGGCGUCUCUGUUUCCUAAUGGUGUGACAACUGAAGAAGUGCCUUCUGGAAAGAAAUACCUGCGCUACACCCAGAUCUGAAAGCACAUUACUCUUUGACCUGGAAAUCUUUGGUUAAUAAUUCACAUAAACCGGUGCACUUACCCAGUUAGGUGACUUGUAUUUUCAGUCAUACAACAUUUCCAACAGUGAAGCAGAAAUGCCUUGUUUAUCCCCAAAUAAACACAUUUUUCACAUGUG